AAUUCAUCUGUCCCUGCAGCGCAAAUUCUCGGAGCGCACAGCUAAUCAAAGACUGGUCCACUGCGAACGCACAAAUAUUCAUUUUUGGGCACUCUAGAAAUAAAGAAAUCAUCGACAUGGGUGAACUUCUAGCCUACAUCCACGAUCAUUCUAUUUCCAUUGUUUUCUUGCUUUGAGUAGAAGGGUUUUGUUUUUCUCCGCUGCAGCUUUUGCAUUGGAUGGCAUGCUUUAUCAAGAAAAGCGUAGUACUUCUCUUCAAUAUAAAAUAGACAUAGCCCUCUGCAGGUGAGUAUUAGGGAGCUCACUAUAGAAUUUCGCGUUUCAUUUCUUCAUUAAGUGAUUAGCAUUACUUAAAACUUGAGUUUACAUUUUUUGCAUUGAGCUAAUCGGACACAAAGAGCAGAGGACGGAGAACAACGCUGCUGGAGUCGAGAAUCAUCACAGAGGACCUCUUGCGCAAGCCCCCACGAAAAAUGUCAUCUCAAACCAGAGUCAAGAAGGACAAGGAGAUCAUAGGAGAAUAUGAAACGCAAGUCAAAGAGAUCCGUAACCAGCUGGUGGAGCAGUUCAAAUGCCUGGAGCAGCAGUCCGAGUCUCGUAUCCAGCUGCUACAGGACCUGCAGGACUUCUUCCGCCGCAAGGCUGAGAUCCAGCUGGAGUACUCCCGCAGCCUGGAGAAACUGGCCGAGCGAUUCUCCAACAAGAUCCGCAGCUCCAGAGAGCACCACCAGUUCAAGAAAGACCAGCACCUGCUGUCCAGUGUGAACUGCUGGUACCUGGUACUGAACCAGACCAGGAGGGAAAGCAGGGACCACGCCACCCUCAACGACAUCUACACCAACAAUGUCAUCGUCCGCCUCGCCCAAAUCAGCGAGGACGUCAUCCGCCUCUUCAAGAAGAGCAAGGACAUUGGGAUUCAGAUGCACGAGGAGCUGGUAAAAGUGACCAACGAACUCUACACUGUGAUGAAGACCUACCACAUGUACCACACGGAGAGUAUCAGCGCUGAGAGCAAGCUGAAGGAUGCUGAGAAGCAGGAGGAGAAGCAGUUCAGUAAGUCUGGAGACCUCAAUGUCAACCUGCUGCGCCACGAGGACCGGCCCCAGAGACGCAGCUCCGUCAGGAAGAUCGAGAAGAUGAAGGAGAAGAGACAAGCCAAGUACUCAGAGAACAAGCUGAAGUGCACUAAAGCCCGCAAUGACUAUUUGUUGAACCUGGCAGCAACGAAUGCCGUUGUGGCGAAAUACUACAUUCACGAUGUCUCUGAUAUGAUUGAUUGCUGUGACCUGGGCUACCACGCCAGCCUUGCGCGUACCUUCAGGACCUACCUGUCAGCUGAGUACAACCUGGAGACAAGUCGCCACGAGGGCCUGGACAUCAUGGAGAACGCCGUGGACAACCUGGACUCCCGCAGCGACAAGCACAAGAUCAUGGACAUGCACAACCAGGUGUUCUGCCCUCCCAUGUGCUUCGAGUACCUGCCCCACAUGGGGGACGAGGUGUGCCAGGUGAGUGCCCAGCAGCCUGUGCAGACUGAGCUCCUGAUGCGCUACCACCAGCUGCAGUCCCGUCUGGCCACGCUCAAGAUCGAGAACGAAGAGGUGAGGAAGACUCUGGACGCCACCAUGCAGAUGCUCCAGGACAUGCUGACUGUGGAGGACUUUGAUGUGUCUGAUGCUUUCCAGCAUAGCCGCUCCACUGAGUCCAUCAAAUCGGUGGCCUCCGAGACCUACAUGAGCAAACUGAACGUGGCCAAGAGACGGGCCAACCAGCAGGAGACAGAGGUCUUCUACUUCACUAAGUUCAAGGAGUUCCUGAACGGCAGCAAUCUCAUCAUUAAACUGCAGGCCAAGCAUGACCUCCUGAAGCAGACAUUGGGAGAAGGAGAAAGGGCUGAAUGUGGGACUACGAGGGGAAGACGGAAUGCCCGUACCCGCAACCAGGACUCCGGUCAACCUAUUCCACUUGUGGUGGAGAGCUGUAUUCGACACAUCAAUUUGUAUGGGCUCCAGCAGCAGGGCAUAUUCCGCGUGCCUGGAUCCCAGGUGGAGGUCAAUGAUAUUAAAAACUCAUUUGAGAGAGGUGAAGACCCAUUGAUUGAUGACCAGAAUGAACAUGACAUCAACUCAGUGGCAGGGGUCCUCAAGCUGUACUUCAGGGGCCUGGAAAACCCUCUGUUCCCCAAGGAACGCUUCCUGGACCUCAUGUCUACUAUCAAGCUGGAGUCUGGAGCUGAGAGAGCGCAUUACGUCCAGCAGAUUAUUGUGACUCUUCCUCGCGCCGUUAUCAUUGUCAUGAGAUACCUGUUCGCUUUCCUCAAUCAUCUGUCCCAGUACAGUGAUGAGAACAUGAUGGAUUCCUAUAACCUGGCCAUCUGCUUCGGCCCCACCCUGAUGCCCAUCCCCGACGGACAGGACCCUGUAGCCAUCCAGGCACACGUCAAUGAGGUCAUAAAGACCAUCAUCAUCCACAACGAGGUCAUCUUCCCCAGCCACCGCGAGCUGGACGGGCCGGUCUAUGAGAAGUGCAUGACUGGAGGAGAGGAGUACUGUGACAGCCCCCACAGUGAGCCAGGCACCAUCGAUGAGGCUGACAAUGGGACUGAGCCACACACCAGUGAAGACGAGGUGGAGCAGAUUGAGGCCAUAGCUAAGUUUGACUAUGUGGGACGCACCCCCCGGGAGCUGUCCUUUAAGAAGGGGGCGUCGCUGCUGCUGUACCACCGCGCCUCUGACGACUGGUGGGAGGGCCGGCACAAUGGCGUGGACGGACUGAUCCCACAUCAGUACAUAGUGGUGCAGGACCUGGAUGAUGCGUUCUCGGAUAAUCUCAGUCAGAAGGCGGACAGCGAGGCGAGCAGUGGACCACUGCUGGAGGACAAGGCCUCAUUCAAAAACGACGUUCCAUCACCGUGUGAACACUCCCCCGACUCCAACUUUGGAGGAGUCAUGGGGAGGGUGCGGCUACCUUCUGACGGGGCCGCCACCCCUCGACGCCAGAGUGGAGAGACCCACAGCCCUCCUCGGGGCACUGACACACCCCCGCGGGCCGCAGCCUGUCCCAGCAGCCCCCACAAGGUGGCAGUUAGCAGGAGCCGCAUGGAAAGCCCAGAGAAGAGGCGCCUGGGAACAUUUGGCAGCGCAGGCAGCAUCAACUACGCUGACAGGAAAGCCUAUCCUGAGGGCCACCCCCUGAGGCCUGUAGCAGGGGCCACACGCCACAGUAGCCUGGGGGACCACAAGUCACUGGGGGCUGAGACACUGGCAGAGGACAUAAAGAAGACUAUGACCACGGCCCUACAUGAGCUGCGUGAACUGGAGCGCCAGAACACGGCCAAGCAGGCUCCAGACGUGGUGCUGGACACCCUGGACACCACCAUGAAGAACCCUGUGAACUCAGAGCCUGGCAGCCCCCUCCACACCAUCAUGAUUCGCGACCCAGACGCCGCCAUGCGCCGCAGCAGCAGUUCCACCUCUGAGAUGAUGAGCACCUUUAAGCCCACCCUGUCAGCCCGUCUGGCCGGAGCCCAGCUGCGCCCCCCGCCCAUGAGGCCCGUCCGCCCGCCCCCCACCGGUCACCGCUCCUCCAGCUCCAGUUCCUCUGGGGUGGGAAGCCCUGCUGUCACGCCCACCGAGAAGAUCUUCCCCAACAGCACUGCCACGGCUAGCUCUGCAGCUAACGCAGCCGGGGACAAGUCCGGCACCAUGUAGCUCUGAGGGAGAAUUAGGGUUGUCAUGUUGCAACUGUUUGACACAGAGGAAAGCCGAUAGGAAUGGGAUGAUGCGUUGUUGAUGUGUUCUCUGAGAACAGUUUGGGAUGUUUCCUUCCUCAUUUGGGGUUUGACUUUAUUUCUUGAAUUCAGGAAGCUCCUGGAGUGAGCCUGAGUUGCCAUGGUGAUGGCAGGUAGAGAAGCUGUAGGGCUUUGCCUAUCAACACAACUCUCUGUGAAGCCUGAUUUAAAACCAGACGUGAAAUAAUGAAUAAAAUCACCUCUAAGUAAAACUUAUUUUUUUAUUUUUCAUUUUUUACCUCAAAAUUAGAAGUAUGUGGCCAGGUCCGGCUUUUUAGUGAUUAAUUGACUGCAAAACGUGAAGAAGUACUUGUGGAAUUUUCGCAUUUGUUUUCAUCCUGCACUGGUUGUCCAGAUGAUGUCUCAUCCCUUGCUGGUGGAUUGGACACUCACCAAUAAGGUGUCUCAUCCCUUUCUCUCUGGAUUGGACACUGUCUACCAGCCUGUGUCUAAGAGACUUCAACCAAGAUGGUCACCGGCCUUUUGGCUGUAAAUAAAGACUUACUUGAAGUUGUUAUGCCUUUUUGUUUGUACUGUAGUAUAAGGGAUGUUCAACAAAGUAACACCAUAGCAACAUUGUACGUAUGCGUAUAUGAGAUGCGGAAACUGAACCAAUAUACCAAUUCAAUGUAAGAAACCUAACCUGUGGUAAACAUGUAGUUGAACUUGUAUAUAGUUGAUGUAUUUUUUUAUUUUUAUGGUAUAAAUGUUGUACAGGCCCAGACAGAACAAGCAAGGAGAUGUGAAUGGCAUUGUCAAAAAACAAACAAACGAGUCAACCUGCAAACAAAGACAACACAAAGGUUUCUGCUUCCUUUGUGUUGUUUUCAUCAUUUUCUGCUUGAACACACAUACUCAACACAGCACUGAUGGUUGUGUUAAGAAUAUGUGGUCAUGGGGAUGUCAACAUCAUACCACACAUUGUAUUUAUGAGUGAAAAUUCCAUUUGCACUCACAUGGAUCCUGACGUUCUCUCUAUUAUUCAUAUUUAAGACAGUAAAAGGAGUGUAUACCAUUUUUUUUGCCACAGUAACAUUUGAACCCACUUUUAUUUUGUAAUACUGUGAGAAUACUGUUGACCAUGGCCCCUUACCCCAUAGUCCCUCAUUGUUCCAACAGCUCUAGAAAACUACACGGUAACCUGUGUGAAGCCAGUCCACAACCAGACUGACUGAUUUUGGUUACCAGGCUGAUGUUGGGUGUUCUAGUGGCCAGUCCUGAGCACUGUUUGGACUGAGCCUGACACUUCUCUUAAGUUGGAUGAGAGCUCACAGACUCAGUUCAAAUCUGUCAGCCUCCAUCCACUACAGUCCAACAGGCUUCCCCUGUGAUGGAUGGUGGAGAUACCCAUACAAAAUAGGAAAUCUGCCCAUUUGACCCAAAUACCCAUACAACUUUGUGCCCAUGAAAGCUCUUCAGACACACAUUUUUACAUUCACAUUUUAGCAGAUUUUCUUAUCCAGAGCAUCUUACCAGAGCAAUUAGGGUUAAGUGCCUUGCUCAAGGGCACAUCAACAGAUUUUUCAACUAGUCGGCUCGGGAUUUGAUCCAGUGACCUUUCAGUUACUGGCCCGACUCUCUUAACCGCUAGGCUACCGGCCACCCAAAUCAGAUUUCAUACUGUACACUUUGCCAUCUUUAAAGCAACCUCUUGCCUGUUCGAGUCUGAUUUAUGUCAUGCUUUUAACAUGCAAAAUAUGCUGGAAAGUACUGUUACAAUAUUCCUUUUAAUCUAAAAUGUGAUACCUUACCUAGACAACUCCAGUGAUGCUUGAGCAGUUAGCGGUAAAUGUGGUGAAAUAAUAACAGCAGCACAGUGGUCUUACCUUCCUUACCUCUUCUCCCCGUGAGUAUAACAUCCUGACUGUCAUGUCCCGGUGUCUCAUUCCACUUCUUGUUUUCAGUCCUUCAGCAAGGAAAUGUGAGCACGUACUGGCCUAUACUGUAGCUGCCAUGUUGAAUUAUAUCCUGUGCUGGCCCAAGCCUGCUCCUGCCACUCUGCUCAGUCAUACAGUUGUGUGGUUGGACUGCCUUGUAUACGGCAUGCCCUGCUCUGCAUGUUUUAUGCUGUACCAUUCGACUCAUACAAUAUGACAAUUCAACAAUGGCUGUUUGCGGAGUCUUUCCUCUGUAAAACACACCAUUGACUUAUAGCGUAGUCAUGGGGGUGGGCUACUAUAUCCUAUUAGUCUAACCUUUUUGGAAUAUGAGAAUACCUGUUGUCACUAACAUGUAGCAGUAUUGUGUGGGCAAUGGAAUUGAAUUGUCAGCUAAGGUAGAUUUUAAAAAUCUGAUUUAGCAGCAUGAAUCUCAGGCUGUGAUUCCAUUAUCAAUCAUAUCAGCAUCAUUCAGUCACUGUUGUAAUGUGUACAGAUCUUGAUUUCAUACACAGUUUACUAUAAGAUACAUACUUUCAUUUGAAAAACGUGUCAUCCCUGUCUGUAGUUUGUCAACCCUGCCCUCCUCUGUCCAUUACACUGUCCCCUGGUUAGAUUCUAGCCUACAUGCUGGGCACACAGGGACAUGGAAAGCAACCAAAGUUAUACACUUACACCAUCUGUUGGUCAUAUAUGGUAUUGCUUAAAGUACAAGUACCCUGUGGAUAAUUGUCUGGUGUGUGAACUCAGAUGGACAGACCUUUCCAACAGGAGAAUAAUGGGCAAAAAAUUAGAUGAUGAAAACAAAUGCAUUUCAAUUCAUUCUGUGUAUUUUAUUAAAAAUAAAUAAGUCAUACGGUUUUAAUAAGAAAAUCAAUUAAGAACAUUAAACUAAGAGGGUGCUCUCUGUCGAGAGGAGCUGUCACCAACAACUAAAUCAUGUUUUUUUCCUACAGGAAUUACAUAACAUUUUUCUUAACCACAUUUCUCAUCAGUAAAACUGAAGCGUACAUUCAAGUACAUUUUUUCUCAAACGUACAUAAGCUAUAUUUUCAAAGAUAAACAUUUAAAGUCUGCGGUUUGCUUUAUUUGCUCAAGUAAGAUUAACAUCUUCAUGUACAACCAGACUGUUCACAUUUAAAUGAUUUUUUAAAAUGUGUAUUUUGUUUAUUUAUACCUUUUGUCUUAAAUUAGUAUUUUUAAAGUGCCUUUUGUGCACAUCAUUCGUUUUUAAUGAACUUGUUCAAUUACUUUUUUAAACUAUAUGGUAUGUUGUCAUUCAUGUUUGGUAUAAACUUUUAUCAUAUUUUUCCCUUCAGUGUUACAUCACACACAUAAUUUCAUCUGAGGAAUAUGUGAAAACAAGAAUGAUGUAAAUAUGUACUGUACACUUUGCUAUAGAGGAAUUGCUACUCUUCAGAUGUCUACUAACAGAAUGACUGAAAUGUAGUAUUUACUUGUAGAAUGUAUUACCUAAUAUGCUCUAGGUGAUUCAUGGAAGGGUAAUAGAUUUAUGAAGAAGACUACUGUACACUCAACAAUAAUUUCAUAUUUUUUUAAGUUCUCUCUUAUACUGAUCAUCCUCCUUCAUAGCUCAAGCAUCAUUGAGUUGUUGUAGGCAUCACUGGAGUCUGUCAAUAUAUCCUAGCUCCUCUACUUGCACGGUUUAUAAGACACUUGGUGCACUCUCUUUCCUCUCUAAGCUCUAUGUGAUUUCUGGAAUGUAUGCUAAAAAUAGGUCAUGUCUUUUGUAUGUUGGAUAAGAUAACAAUGCUUACAAAGUGGCAUUCAGAGACCGGCUGAGUGGCUGAGUGCCUAUAUUGGUUAGUGUGAGUUGUUGUCAUACUGUUUACCCUCUUUUCUCGCUCUCUCUCUCUUUAACACGUGUCUAGUGAUGCUGUCUGUUCAUGAGUGUCUGAUUGGUUGAAUCCCUUGUGAUGUAAUGGAUGUUGAGAACCCUUAUGUCCAAAUAAAAACAAAUGUUUCCCUCUAA
Oncorhynchus kisutch (coho salmon) is the source of this 7660-nucleotide messenger RNA. RefSeq names its product SLIT-ROBO Rho GTPase-activating protein 3. Gene Ontology annotation, biological process: signal transduction. The record is from RefSeq and is a predicted model, not a curated record. The transcript has 22 exons. Gene Ontology annotation, molecular function: protein binding. NCBI's taxonomy places the organism in Eukaryota, Metazoa, Chordata, Actinopteri, Salmoniformes, Salmonidae. Bases 474 to 3710 code for a protein of 1078 amino acids.